CCCGCAGCCCGCUGCGCGCGCCGCUUCCUGAGCGCGCGGCCGGCGGACCCGCCCUGCUGCUGGGCCCCGAGGCGACAGCCGAGGUACAGGUGCCCCGGGUGCAGAUCGACUCCCUCUACCCGCCGCCGCCGUCGUCGGAGCAGGCCUCGCGUCCCUUGUCCCUUCUUCUGCUGCGGCCGCCCUCCCGCCGCGCCAAAUGCAGGCUGUCGCCCUCCCCGAGGAGAUCCGUUGGCUCCUGGAAGAUGCUGAAGACUUCCUGGCGGAGGGCUUGAGGAAUGAGAACCUCAGUGCUGGUGCUCAGGACCAGAGAGACCACAUUCUCCGGGGCUUUCAGCAAAUCAAAUCCAGGUACUGCUGGGAUUUUCAGCCCCAGGGAGGAGACCUUGGCCAGGACAGCUCUGAUGACAAUCUGAGUGGGAGUCACGGUCCAGCUCUCCCAGCAGAUGCAUCCUUUUGGUCCGAUUAUCAGGAUGAGGGAGUGGAAAACAUCUUAAGAGGGGCUCAAGAGCUGGAUAACAUCAUCAAGCAAGGAUACCUGGAGAAGAAAAGCAAAGAUCAUAGCUUCUUUGGGUCAGAAUGGCAGAAGCGAUGGUGUGUGGUCAGCAGAGGCCUCUUCCUCUACUACGCUAACGAGAAAAGCAAGCAGCCCAAAGGGACCUUCCUCAUUAAGGGCUACAGUGUCCGGAUGGCCCCCCACCUGCGAAAAGACUCCAAGAAAGAAUCCUGCUUUGAACUGACCUCCCAGGAUAGACGCAGCUAUGAGUUUACAGCUCUGAGUCCAGCUGACGCCAGAGACUGGGUGGACCAAAUAAGUUUCUUGUUAAAAGAUCUGAGCUCCUCAACCAUCCCCUGUGAAGAGGAAGAGGAAGAGGAGAAAGAAGAGGAAGAAAUGUAUGAUGACAUUGACGGUUUUGACUCCGUCAAGGCUGGUUCCCAGGGCAGAGCCGUGACCUUGCCUGAGCCCACAGAGGAAGAAGAGGACAUUUAUGAAGUCCUACCAGUGGACUGCGCCAAUUAUUACCAAGGCCUGUGGGAUUGCCAUGGUGACCAGCCAGAUGAACUGUCCUUCCAACGAGGUGACCUCAUCCGAAUUCUGAGCAAGAAUUAAUCUCACAGAAGCGAACUCGGCAGCACGGAGGCUGCGGUUGUAGCGAGGCGGUCGCUCUGCCUGAACAUGAAAUAGGAGCUAAUAUAAAAAUCCAUCUGCUGUGUUUGAAAUACACGCCGGCUGCUGCUCGGUCCUGUCUAACAUUCCAAGCGUCAACAGCGGGGGAAAGCGAUCGGGGGGGGGGGGGGGGGGGGGGGGGUUAGUGGCCAUCAGUACCUGGCAGGGGUUCAACAACAGGUGUACUCCAAAAAUCCAUUCUGUCUGAGCAGCAGGCAUGACAGGGCAGGUGCCCAAUCGCCCUCAGUGCGGUGACACCUUGCCCUGGCUCACCUCCCUCUCUCGGAGGACAGCAAGGCCCUUCUGUGGACCAGUCCCACUACAGUCACUUAUUGUCCGUGGGGAAGAAAGGAAGUAAAAUGCCUCUAUCUGGCCGGGCAGCGGCGGUGGCCCACGCCUUUAAUCCCAGCACUCAGGAAGCAGAGGCGGGUGGAUCUCUGUGAGUUCAAGGCCAGCCUGGUCUACACGAGUUCCAGGACAGCCAGGGAUACAUAGAGAAACGCUGUCUCGAAAACUAAUAAAUAAAUAAAAAUAAAGAUGCUCCUAUCUGGAUAAGAGAGGUCACAAGUCCCUUUUCAGAGAAGCGACCUGACUUCCCCCCAGCAAGGUCUCUCCCUAGAGAACAUUUCCUCUAAAUAAUAUAGGUGUUUCUUUUGCUGCUUGAAAUAUCACAGAACUGAAUGCCCACAUAUUGAGACUGUCUCAAAAAAACGCAAAGAGAAACUUAGUUAACUAGGGGGCUGGAGAGAUGGCUCAGUGGUUAAGAACACCGACUGCUCUU
Peromyscus maniculatus bairdii (prairie deer mouse) is the source of this 1946-nucleotide messenger RNA. NCBI's taxonomy places the organism in Eukaryota, Metazoa, Chordata, Mammalia, Rodentia, Cricetidae. The record is from RefSeq and is a predicted model, not a curated record.